Neofelis nebulosa (Clouded leopard) is the source of this 1188-nucleotide messenger RNA. RefSeq lists its product as uncharacterized. Lineage: Eukaryota; Metazoa; Chordata; Mammalia; Carnivora; Felidae. Bases 1 to 597 code for a protein of 198 amino acids. The record is from RefSeq and is a predicted model, not a curated record. The transcript is spliced from 2 exons.
AUGGCGCGACACGCGAGGGCCCGGCGGACGCUGGCCCUGAGGCGGGGAGAGGGCGGGGACGCCGAGGCCCCGGCUCUCGCUCCGGCUCCGGCUGAUGUCCGGACGCAGGCCUGGCUCCGGCCCCGCGGGCCGCGGCUCCUCCCCGGGCGCGGCGGUUGGCGGUUGGCGGCUGGCGGCGGCGGGGAGGGCGCGGAGGAGGGAGGGAGGGAGCGAGGGGGCCGCUUGCCGCCCUCCUCAGUCAGACGCGGCUCCGCUCCGGCCUCCGAGAGAAAACAGUCCCCAGCGCCACCUCCACGGCCGCUGCUACCGCUACUGAGCCAACAAAGGGGCGUGCGUCACCGCGUCGCGCUGCGUCGUCGCGUCACUCCUCUUGGCGUCACCGCGCCCCGCCCCGCCGCCCCUGCGUGGAGUGUGGGGAGACCCCACGGCCCGGCCUGGCUAUGGGAGCGCGGCGCCGCGGGAAUCGCCUUCUCGGUUCCGGCUGCGGUCCCUCUGUGGACCGGCACUGGUGGACCCUGUUCCGGAGGAGGCCGUGGCCUCGUCGUCACCGAGAGAAGGGCCCCUGGACACGAUGGUGGUUGUCGCCGCAGGCCAUAGGGAUCCAGCCCCUUCACUGAAUCCAGCGAAGGUUCCCACCCGGCGGUAGAGACACUUCCCGCUCGCCCUGGAGUAAUAUUCUGGGAAGACCUCGGUUGUUGAGCUAAAAUUCCUGUUGCCCGGGCUACUAAAUGGAAAUCUGUUUCAUGCGGAACCUCUAAACUAUGUGACAGGUGAGUGUGUGUAGGAGGCUGCAGGUGAAGAGGGUCAGACAGAAGUACAUUGUACUGAAGCGGAUAUUCUCACUCAACUAACUUUGGCAGGUGCUACAGUGUAGCAGCACCAUAAGCUCCAGAGCAAGAAGCCUCACUUGGUAAGAAUGACCUCAGCAAGUUAUAUCCACUUAAGAGCCUGUUUUCCCAUCUAAAAAAAUAGGAAUAACAAUAGGAUUUUCCUCAUUGGACUGUAGCAACUGACAAUGUGAAAGUACUCAUUACGUUCAUCAUUAUUGGACACAGAAAAUGUACAGUGUUUUGUUUUAGGCUUGAGAAUGUAUACAAAGAUGAUUAUUAGUCAAUUGUAAAGCAAUGGCUCUUUGAAGAGUACACACCCUCUGUCAAAUUGUUGAAAAAUGUUGCUGUGCUCCUCUUG